Messenger RNA from Chilo suppressalis (striped riceborer), 3805 nucleotides. Lineage: Eukaryota; Metazoa; Arthropoda; Insecta; Lepidoptera; Crambidae. The record is from the annotation of a GenBank genome assembly.
UGUACACACACGCGAGGUGUUACAAAGACGUCUACAAAGAUAUACGAGUAGCGACAACAAAUUCAGUCCAGUCUGCGCGCGCGCACAAACUCGAGACUCGUGCGCCGAAUACUCGCGAGUGUAAAUCUUAAAAGCUGAGUGAUAAAUUGUUUUGUUUUGACGUAGCGGCUUAGGCGAAAGACCAGUUCACAGAAUGGAACCCCUGCAAGUGGACGUAGUAUACUUUUACCCGAAGGAAAAUGCUCAGACGCACAAUACAGUGAAAUAUGAGGCAGUUAACGAAGAGAACCCGACUACAACCAUUGUUCGCCGUGGGCAGCCCUUCAACGGAGUAGUGCGUUUCACUAGAGAAUAUGAUGAGUCCAUUGAUAUGGUACAGCUGAUCUUCACAAUAGGUGACAAACUGUCAAUGGAUACACAAGGGUCCGUAUUCCUGAGCCGAGACGCCGUCACGGACAACCACAGAUGGAGUGCUAAGCUGAUCGAUGCACAAGCAGACACACUAUCUUUCGAGGUCAACACCCCAGUGAGCUUACCAGUGGGUUCGUGGUCCUUGCGAGUGGUCACCCGCCUAAAGAACUCCACGGCGCGAGAGAUCUACGACUUUGACCAGGACCUGUACAUACUCUUCAACCCAUGGAACCCUGACGACCAAACCUACAUGGAGGACUGCACGCUCUUACAAGAGUACGUGUUGAACGACGUCGGCAAGGUGUGGGUGGGGCCCAUCAAAACCACGCGCGGGAAGCCCUGGUUCUACGGCCAGUUCGAUGGGAUUGUGCUGCCGGCUUGCAUGUUCAUGCUGGAGAGAGCUGGAAUACCUUGUCACCAGCGAGGAGACCCAGUGAAGAUGACGCGUGUGAUAUCGCGCAUAGUCAACUCCAACGACGACGCCGGCGUUCUAGUGGGGCGAUGGGACGGAGAAUAUGAUGACGGCACGGCACCUUCCGAUUGGACUGGCUCUGUAGAGAUCCUGGCUCAGUAUCUAGAGACGCAGCAAGAAGUGCCGUAUGGACAGUGCUGGGUGUUCGCUGGCGUUGUUACUACAGUCUGCAGAGCCCUCGGCAUUCCAUCCCGAGUGGUAUCCAACCUGGUCUCCGCCCACGACGCGAACAGCUCGCUCACCGUAGACAAGUACUACACGGAGAAUAUGGAGGAGCUGGACUUCGACCCCAACAACCCUCAAGGAGCAGACUCUAUCUGGAACUACCACGUAUGGAACGACGUUUGGAUGGCGAGACCCGACUUACCAGCAGGUUACGGUGGAUGGCAAGCUAUUGACGCGACACCACAAGAGACCUCUGCUGGUAUGUACCAGUGCGGUCCUGCUUCCCUAGAAGCCAUUAAGCAGGGCGUCAUCGGGGUCGGUUACGACGUCGAGUUCAUGCUGGCUUCAGUCAACGCGGACCUGAUGAGGUGGAGGAGGGAUCCUGAUGCGGAGAUUGGAUAUUCCAUGGUGGACACUAAUAAUUUCCAUAUUGGCCGUAUGGUCCUAACGAAGAAACCUUACGUGUUCGACCCCAUUGGAGACGAAGACCGUGAGGACAUUACUGCCCAGUACAAACACAGGGAAGGCACUGCCUCAGAAAGGUUGGCGCUUAUGAACGGAGUUCGGUUCUCAGAAAGAGCAAAAAGGUAUUACGCAGUAGCAAACAACUUAAAAACUGACAUCAAAUUCAACCUACGGGAUAUCGACAACGUUCUCAUCGGGAAAGAAUUCAGGAUCGUCGUGGACAUAGAGAACCAAUGCGAAGAGCCACGUAACGUGAAGGCGUCUCUAUCAGCCACCAGCGUGUUCUACAACGGCGUGAAAGCUGACGUAGUGAAGAAGGUUGAAGGAAAGAUUUUCGUGGGACCAUCUAAAAAGGAACAAAUUAGUAUACUGGUCAAAUCUGAGGACUACUUGCCCAAGCUGGUGGAAUAUUGUAACAUGAAGAUCUCGGCGAUGGCUAUAGUAGAUGAGACCAAACAGUCGUGGGCUGAUGACGACGACUUCCAGAUCCUGAAACCUAACAUCACCAUCAAGUUCAACGAAGACCUGAUCAUCGGUCAGCCGACAACUGCAGUCCUAACGUUCCUCAACCCGUUAGAGCGAGCAUUAUCCGGCUGCGAAUUCCGUUUGACGUCAUCCGGUAUCGCUGGAAGAACACUCCGCUUCCCAGCGGCAGAUGUGGAUCCUAAAGGGGUUGUUACAGCUCAACUACCAGUACAACCUAAUAAAAUCGGCAAAAUCAACUUCGUUGCUACAUUCAAGUCGGUCGAGCUUAAGGACAUCAACGGGGCAGCAAGCGUCGAAGUGUUCGAGGGAUAAUGGACUUUGUUUAAGAUAUGAAUUGAGAUUAUUAUGCUAUACAGAGUAAAUACAAUAAAUAAACAAGAAAUCACAUCUUUGAGGAAAAUAUUAUAUCCAUAUCAAAUUACUUUAAAAUAAAUAAAGUGUUAUUUUUAUAAAAUUAGUAUAAGUAAGUACAAUAAGAAAGUAGUUUUGUUAUACGAAAACUAAGUUUUAUAUUGUUGAAUGUUCUAAGUGCCAUAAAAUAUAUUUUCAACAGUACAUCAAGUAUGUAGGUAACACAAAUCUAUUGAGUCUUCUACUGCUUGACAACUUGUUAUUAUUUUAAUAAAGUUUACAUUUCAUUGAUAGAAUGCAUUGUUGACUGUUGUGUUGAAAUUAGUGCUAAGUUAUUUUAAUAUGUUUUAAAAUACGUUAUGAUUAUUUUUGUAUGUUUAAUUUUUUAAAACACAGAUGUUUAUUGAAAAUUAUGUUUUCUUUACUUGUCUACUGGUUCUUUCCUAUUCCUUUAUCAAUAGGUCAUAGUUUAUAAAAAAAUAAAUAUUUCUAACACUCACACCAAUUAGCCCAGCCCCAAGCACUGUAGGCUGGUUAUGGGAUACUAGGGUAACGGAUAGAAUAUAUACUAAUACUGAUUCAUAUAUACAGUGGUGGUCACAUAAUUAAAGACACCCCCUAAUUAACCACAAAAAACUUGCAAUGGUACUAACAUUAGAUAAAAUUGGUAUUUAAUCCAGUUGUAUUGUUAUUAAACCAUACACGACGUUGUAUUCUUACAACGUGGGACGAAAAAAAAUUGUGUUCGUUAGUAGUUUAGACAUGGGAACGUAACAUAAACUUUUUUAACGUAUUUAUAGCUGGCCAGAUAAUUAAAGACACUCGAUUUGCUUAGAAGAAAUAGGAAAAAAAAUUGUUAUUAUUGAAAUUUUCUUUAUUACACAAUAUUCCUAACACAUUUAUAAAACUUUCCGGUACGUUUCAAUAUUUGGUCGCAUGUCCUUUGGCAGAAAUGACAACGACAUCUCUUGGGCAUGGAAGCGAUCAAUUUUUUACAAGCUUCCACCGGAAUUUGCUUCCAAGCUUCUCUUAAAGCUGUGUAUAGUUGAUCGAUGUUUGAGGUCCGUUUUGUCGCCACUGUCUUCUUCUCCUGGUACUACAAAUAUUCUAUUGGGUUUAAAUUAGAACUUUAUGGGGGCCAAUCCAAAACUGUCACAGACUGGUUCCUUAAAAAGUCUUUUAUUACUUUUGCAGUGUGUUUCGGAUCAUUAUCCUGAUGGAAAGUCCAAAUGACCGGUAAAUUUUGCUCGGCAUAGGGCAGCAUGGCUUGUUCUAAAAUAUUCUUGCACUGAAUUUUAUCCAUGUUGCCUUCUAUUUUCUUGACAGGUCCAACACCAAGUCCUGAGAAACAGCCCAAACUUUGAUAUAUCCGCCCCCAUGUUUAACUACUUUCUUGGUAUACUUUGGAUCUAUUUCUUUGUUCGGGAGGCGUCUAACAUAUUGUUUUCCGUCAGA